CAGGACAGGCGUCGCGCGUCGCGGGUGCGUGACGUCACCCCGGGGGUGUGCGAAGCGCGAGCGGGACCGGAAGCGGAAGCGGCUCUGUUCGCCGCCUCGCCCACCGGCCCGAUGAGCUGCACCGGCUCCGGCGGCGACCUCGAGGCGGCGCCAAUGUCAGCUCCCGGCACGCUGCCCGCCAGCAUCGCCACGGAGAACAAGGCCAGCCCUGCGGGGACACCACGGGGAACUGAGGCUGGAGCAGCUGCUGGGAGCACGGGGCCGUUGGCGGCGCGGGCCGGGGCGCCGCUGGAGGGGGCCAUGUUUAACGGGGUUUCCGUACUGCCCAGCGCGGCCCACGGAGACGGGAAGCCCUUGGUGUCCAGCGCGCCUCUGGUGGACUUCUCGAUGCAGCUGGAGGAUGACACGCCUACGAUCCCAGAUGCAGUGGCUGGUUACCGCCUGAACUGUGCCGGCUUUGACGCCUCAGACCGACGCGGAGUUCGGCUCAUCUUCCUAGCUGCCUAGAAAUUCAUCUCAGAUAUUGCCAGUGAUGCCCUACAGCACUGCAAAAUGAAGGGCACAGGCUCCGGCAGCUCCCGGAGCAAGAGCAGGGACCGCAAGCACACUCUAACCGUGGAGGACUUGACCCCCCGACUUAAAUGUGCUUGUCUGUCCCCAUGUCCCCACACCAGCCUGUUUUCAUCAUAAACUUUAUUGUGACAAAAAACAAAACUCAAAUAUAAUACAAGAGCACCCCCUUCUUUUUUUCUUUUUCUUUUUUUUGCUUUUAAAGAUGGGGUUUCACUAUGAUGGCCAGGCUGGUCUUGAACUCCUGACCUCAGGUGAUCCACCCACCUCAGCCUCCCAAAGUGCUAGGAUCACAGGUGUGAGCCACCGUGCCCAGCCGGCACCCCCUUCUUUAUAGAGACAAGAUCUGGCUCUGGCACCCAGGCUGGAGUACAGUGGCACAAUCUUAGCUCACUGCAGCCUCCAACUCCUGGGUUUAAGCCAUCUUCCUGCCUCAGCCUCCCAGGCCCCUGAGACUACAGGCGUGAGCCACGGUGGCUGGCGAGGCUCAUAGUUUUUUAUUUUUCAGAUGGAAGCUCACUCUGUCACCCAGGCUGGGGUGCAGGGCCGUGAUAAGGCUGACACUUUUUUUUUGCUGCUAUUGUUGAUACAGUCUACUCUGUCGUCCAGGCUGGAGGGCAGUGGCUCGAUCUCCGCUCACUGCAACCUCUGCCGCCCAGGUUCAAGCGAUUCGCCGGCCUCAGCCUCACGAGUA
Molecule: messenger RNA, 1264 nt
Organism: Cebus imitator (Panamanian white-faced capuchin)
Lineage: Eukaryota; Metazoa; Chordata; Mammalia; Primates; Cebidae
Product: transcription initiation factor TFIID subunit 10-like
Exons: 1
Coding region: 112-507 (131 amino acids)
Biological process (GO): DNA-templated transcription initiation
Cellular component (GO): nucleus
Source: RefSeq, a predicted model, not a curated record